Messenger RNA from Emiliania huxleyi CCMP1516, 1856 nucleotides. RefSeq lists its product as hypothetical. The transcript is spliced from 6 exons. The record is from RefSeq and is a predicted model, not a curated record. Gene Ontology annotation, cellular component: membrane. NCBI's taxonomy places the organism in Eukaryota, Haptophyta, Isochrysidales, Noelaerhabdaceae. The annotation marks the transcript as partial.
AUGUCCGAGAACGACCAGACCGCCGAGAGCGCUGCUCGGGGGCGCGGCACCCUCUUCGUGAACGGCAUGGUGCCCGAGUCGUGGCACGCCGACGCUGCAGGGCACGCCCAGAAGACACUGCUAAUUGUGACGGGCAUCGCCGGCGCAGGAGCCUCUGUGAUGCUCAACGGACUCACCUCGCUCAAGCCAGCCACAGCACUCAUCCGCGUGACCACCGCCGCGCUGCUCCUCAGCAGCGCGGCCGCAUCUCCUCUCGCCUGCGACUUUGAGGUCGAUACCUGUGCCUGGGUCGACAGUGCGCCGGAUGGCUACCCUUGGACCCGCACGAGUGGCGGCACGCCAUUGAGUGGAGGAGGCCCGAGCGGCGACCACACCACCGGCUCGGGCUCCUACAUCUACACCGAGGCCUCUGGCCGCCCCAACGAGCUGCACCGGCUCGAGAGCCCGCGAUUUUCGCUCCAGCAGGACGCCACCCUCUCCUUCUUCUACCACAUGCGAGGCUCAGACAUGGGCACUCUCUCCUUCGAGGCCUACGACAGCGAGACGGGCUGGUCGACGCUCUGGAGCAGGACUGGCAACCAGGGCAAUAGCUGGCUCGACGCGGCGGUCGUCCUGCCCGACUCGACAACACAGGUGCGCUUCAACGGCAAGACGGGGUCCUACGUCAUUGCGCUGGACGACGUCUCGUUCUCGCACUCGUUUGCCCAGAGGGCUUUUACGAUUCGACCGCUGGCAGCGCCAACAAUUGGGGCUGCGCUUGCAGUUGUCCAGGCGUCUCCUCUCACCUGCGACUUCGAGGUCGACGCUUGCGCUUGGACCGACACCGCGCCGGACGGGUACCCUUGGACCCGCACGAGUGGCAGCCCGCCAUCAAGUCCAGACACAGGCCCGAGCGGCGACCACACCACCGGCUCGGGCUAUUACCUCUUCACCGAGGCGAGCAGCCCUCGCUUCAGCAAGCUGCACCGGCUCGAGAGCCCGCUCUUCUCGCUCGAGCGGGACGCUACCCUCUCCUUCUUCUACCACAUGCUCGGCUCGCAAAUGGGCACCCUCUCCGUCGAAGCCAACGACGACGAGACGGGCUGGUCGACGCUCUGGAGCAGGACCGGCAACCAGGGCGAUAGCUGGCUCGACGCGGCGGUCGUUCUGCCCGCCUCGACGACGCGGGUGCGCUUCAACGGCCGGACGGGGUCGGGCUUCACGUCGGACAUGGCGCUGGACGACGUCUCCUUCUCGCAGUUUGUCUCCUUCUCGCCCUCCUCGCCGCAGCUGCCGUCGCCACCGCCGGUCUCCCCCGGCUUUGAUGUUGCCGUGGCGAGCGAGACAAAGCUCCGCUCCCUGAUCGAGGGGGCAGCUGCCGACGUCUCAAUCUACUUGCCGCCCAGCGAGGUCGAGAUCAUCGACUCGACGGUCAGAGACUGCUCGGCUGGCAAUUCCGGCGGCGUCGUCUACGCAUCUUCCGGCGGUACGGUCUCGAUCAUCGGCUCGACCGUGACGGGCUGUUCUGCUGCUGAUUACGGCGGCGUCGUCUACGCGAGUUACAACGAGCUCUCCUUUGAUUCGCCCGGCAAGAUCGCGGGUGUCGACUUCAUCAACAACAGCGCGGGCAGGUCAGGCUCGGUGCUGUACCUGGACAACAUGGAUCAAACCUCCAUCAGCGACGCCUCCUUCACCGGCAACAACGGCAUCACGAUACUGGCAAUCAAGUCGCCGAUAAUCUGGGCCUGCCGCUUGGGCCGCUGGAUGCCGAGCGAGGGCGCCUUUAAGGGCGACUUCAGCGCCCCCGAGUGCAACCCUUGCUCCGCUGGCUACUACGGGGCAAGGAGCGACCUCACCAACUCCUCCUGCAGCGGCCA